GCCAGACGAGCUGUGCUGGUCUUUACAUGGCGGCCUCGGCGUGCCACCAGCACUUCUACGUUUGCCUCACGGUAACUUACUCUUAUGACGGCCGAGAGCGAGCUUACUACGCCAACGACGGCGCCUCCCGCCACUGCCUUGUCGCUGUGGCGCGAAACGGACUGGAUGCCAAGCAGAUCGUUGGCCGACAAGGACUCGGAUGAGUACGAGUUAUCGCUCCAGCAGGCAAAGCGCAAAAAGAUCCUUGUCAUCUUGGCGGCAGCGCUCGUCGUUGUUGGGACAGCCAUCGGGGUCAUUGUCGCCACGUCCACCGAGACAUCGGAUGCGUCCCAAGCAAGUGGCCUUUCAUCGCCCUCGACGGCCGUCCCAACCGCUCCGAAUGGCGAGCUCGUCGUCGCAUCGGUGGUGACGGGUGUUGACACGGACAUCGAUGCUACGAAUAACUUCACUCUGGCCAACAACAUCACGUCCGAGUCCGCGAACUCGAGCGCCCUUGAGUCGUUGAUUGUGACGCCUGAACAAACGACGACGACUCCGGCACCCACACCGGAGCCUACUCCGGAACCGACGCCAGCUCCGACGCCUGCUCCGACGCCUGCCCCUACCCCGGCUCCGACACCCCCUCCGACCCCUGCUCCAACCCCUGCGCCAACCGCCCCGAUCGGGAAAGGGACGCUGCGCAAUGUGAACAAUUGCGGUCGCACUGUUGAAUUCAUGAUCUCUGUCGACAACAAGGACCGCUUCAUCACGGUAGAAUCUGGUCAAUUCUACGACUUGGCCCCAGGCUACAGCAUCGCGACGGUGCGUGUGGGUCGCUCGCCUGAAGCUACGUUGUUCGAAGUAUGCCGCGAUGGAGGCAAGUUUUGGUACGAUUUUAGCGUGAUCCCGCCUAACUGCGGCCAAGGCACGAGUUGGGACGCGUGCUCGAAGGGUGGGAGCGUCAAAGGAUUCAAUGUGAAGGCGAAGCUAGACAUCCAAUACAUCGCCAACAACAACAACUUCAACUGCCGCUCCAUCGAGUGCAUGUGGGAACGUUGCCCCGACGCGUACCACUGGCCAUUUGAUGAUACCAAGACACGCAACUGCCACUUGGACGAAGCGUACGUUGUCACGUGGUGCGCCUAAGCGGCGACCGACACCCGAGGCGGUAGAAUAGCCUGUGGGUGGGGUGUGUUGAUAUGAAUGCUGUAUCCAUGUCGUGGCGUGUAAAAUGAUGUCGCCCAUCCCCCCUCUUGUAUUCCUUGACCCGUCGUCCAUUCAACUUUCUGUCGUUCAUGGUCGGCAUGAGAUCGUCUCGACCUCGCUGCUUCACCGAUGCCUUGACGACGUCCGUGGGAUGAGCCAGAAUAUCCC
Molecule: messenger RNA, 1353 nt
Organism: Aphanomyces invadans
Lineage: Eukaryota; Oomycota; Saprolegniomycetes; Saprolegniales; Verrucalvaceae
Exons: 3
Coding region: 85-1125 (346 amino acids)
Source: RefSeq, a predicted model, not a curated record